CCCACCCGAUUUUGUUGUUUUGUUGCUGCUUGCAUUUUGUUUGGAAAAUUGUCGUUUGCUGGUUAAAAAAAUGACGCCAAAGAUGAAGAAGGUCGUGAUUAAGAUACCCAGGCAUCCGUAUUUUAAUGCUCAGGUGAACCCUGAGAACAUGGUCGAGUACCAGCUUCGCAAGUGUCGCGUCAAUUUGGAGCGUCUAAAGCCGCUGACCACGGCGGGACCGUUUGCCCUGCAGCUGAAGCGUUGCAUUGUACGUGUGGCACGUCUGCCAGACGUGGAACGUAGCGAGAUCUCCGUCACGCCAGCCAGCUCCAUCAUCAACUCGGACUUGGACGAGGAGGGCGCAGUCGACGAAUAGGAGCAUUAGAGAGAAGACUAGACAGAGCCCAUAUAUCAAAGGUUCUAGACACGUAGGAGCACAUCAGAGUACAUCAUAAUGAGUUUAUAAAUAAAUAAAUGAAAUAAAAUAUAUUCCCAGCUAA
Messenger RNA from Drosophila subobscura, 479 nucleotides. RefSeq lists its product as uncharacterized. NCBI's taxonomy places the organism in Eukaryota, Metazoa, Arthropoda, Insecta, Diptera, Drosophilidae. The transcript is spliced from 2 exons. The record is from RefSeq and is a predicted model, not a curated record. Bases 71 to 355 code for a protein of 94 amino acids.